Molecule: messenger RNA, 1905 nt
Organism: Propithecus coquereli (Coquerel's sifaka)
Lineage: Eukaryota; Metazoa; Chordata; Mammalia; Primates; Indriidae
Gene: MPL
Product: MPL proto-oncogene, thrombopoietin receptor
Exons: 12
Coding region: 1-1905 (634 amino acids)
Biological process (GO): positive regulation of cell population proliferation; cytokine-mediated signaling pathway; hemopoiesis
Cellular component (GO): membrane; external side of plasma membrane
Molecular function (GO): protein binding; cytokine receptor activity
Source: RefSeq, a predicted model, not a curated record
AUGCCCUCCUGGGCCCUCUUCAUGGUCACCUCCUGCCUCCUCCUGGCCCCCCAAAACCUGGCACAAGUCACCAGCCAAGAUGUCUCCUUGCUGGCCUUGGACUCAGAGCCCCUGACCUGUUUCUCCCGAACAUUUGAGGACCUCACUUGCUUCUGGGAUGAGGAAGAGGCAGCGCCCAGUGGGACAUACCAGCUGCUGUAUGCCUACCCAGGGGAGACGCCUCGGGCCUGCCCCCUGAGUUCCCAGAGUGUACCCUUUGGAACCCGAUAUGUGUGCCAGUUUCCCGCCCAGGAUGAAGUACGCCUCUUCUUUCCGCUGUACCUCUGGGUGAAGAAUGUAUUCCUGAACCAGACUACGACUAAGCGAGUGCUCUUUGUGGAUAGCGUGGGCCUGCCAGGUCCCCCUAGGAUCAUCGAGGCCAAGGGUGGGAGCCAGCCAGGAGAGCUUCAGAUCAGCUGGGAGUCCCCAGCUCCCGAAAUCAGUGAUUUCCUGAGGCACGAACUCCGCUAUGGCCCCAAGGAUUCUGAGAACUCCACUGGCCCCACAGUCAUGCAGCUGAUCACCACAGAAACCUGCUGCCCCACUCUGUGGAGGCCAAACUCAGGCCCCGCUCUGGACCAGCCUUCAUGUGCUCAGCCCACGAUGCCCCGACAGGAUGGAUCCAAGCAGACUUCCCCAACUAGAGAAGCUCCAUCUCUGACAGUGAUGCGGGGAAGCUGCCUCAUCUCAGGCCUCCAGCCUGGCCACUCCUACUGGCUCCAGCUGCGCAGCCAACCUGAUGGGGUUUCCCUUGGUGGCUCCUGGGGAUCCUGGUCCUUCCCUGUGACCGUGGACCUGCCUGCAGAUGCAAUGGCAAUUGGACUGCAAUGCUUUACCUUGGACCUAAAGAAUGUCACCUGUCAGUGGCAGCAACAGGACAAUGCUAGCUCCCAAGGCUUCUUCUAUCACAGCAGGGAACGGUGCUGCCCCAGAGACAGGUACCCCAUCUGGGAGAAGUGUGAAGAGGAGGAGAAAACACAUCCAGGAUCACAAACCCCCCAGUUCUCCCGUUGCCACUUCCAGUCACGAAAUGACAGUGUUAUUCACAUUCUUGUGGAGAUGACCACAGCCCAGGGUGCUGUUCACAGCUACCUGGGCUCCCCUUUCUGGAUCCACCGCACUGUGCUCAUUCCCACCCCAAGCUUACACUGGAGGGAGGUCUCCAGUGGGCAGCUGGAAUUGGAGUGGCAGCACCCAUCAUCCUGGGCAGCCCAAGAGAUCUGCUAUCAGCUCCGAUACAUGGGAGAAGGCCAUCAGGACUGGAAGGUGCUGGAGCCUCCUCUCGGGGCCCGCAGAGGGACCCUGGAGCUGCGCCCCCGAUCUCGCUACCGUUUACAGCUGCGCGCCAGGCUCAACGGCCCCACCUACCACGGCCCCUGGAGCGCCUGGUCCGACCAAGCGAAGGUGGAGACCACCUCCGAAACCGCCUGGAUCUCUUUGGUGACCGCUCUGCUCCUGGUGCUGGGCCUCAGCGCCCUUCUGGGCCUGCUGCUGCUGAGAUGGCAGUUCCCUGCGCACUACAGGACACUGAGGCAUGCCCUGUGGCCCUCACUUCCAGACCUACACCGGGUCCUAGGCCAGUACCUUAGGGAUACUGCGGCCCUGAGUCCGCCUAAGGCCACAGUCUCAGAUACCUAUGAAGAAGUGGAACCCAGCCUCCUUGAAAUCCUACCUAAGUCUUCAGAGAGGAACCCCUUGCCCCUGUAUUCCUCCCAGGCCCAGAUGGACUACCGAGGAUUGCAGCCUUCUUGCCUGGGGACCAUGCCCCUAUCUGUGUGCCCACCCAUGGCCGAGUCAGCGUCCUGCUGUACCACCCACAUCGCCAACCAUUCCUACCUACCACUAAGUUGUUGGCAGCAGCCCUGA